AUGGAGGCCAUCACUGAUCCAAACUCAAUCACGUUGAACGAAUUCAGCACAUGGGAUGCGUUUACCCAUGUUACUGUUGAUGAUCCUAAUUCGCGCAAGGAGCGCAAAAAAUACAAGUAUCGUCUCGAUGAUAUUGUUUAUGUUCUGCCUCCUCCAGAGGAAUGGGGCGAUGCCAAGAGCUCUGCUGAGCUUGAUGGUUCGCACUGGUGGAUGGCAGUCAUUGAAGAAAUACGUCUUCAUGCACAGCAAUACUAUAUCAAAGUGCGUUGGAUAUACUCAUCGUAUGAGUUGAAGACAAGGUAUUGCAAGCAAAAGCGCAUAAUGAAACUUGACCAUUUGGGACCGCAUGAGAGGGUGCCAUCCGACAACUGGAGUAUAAUUUGGGUGGAGACACUUCAAGGACGGGCUGAGGUUGGUCAGUUCACAGACAACCUUGCCAACAUGCCCCUUUUCGAGAUAGACGACUUCUAUUGUCGGUUAGUUCUGAAUGCUAAGGGCCCUCGCUCCCCCAAGAUCGAGAUGUGUCAUGAAGAUUGUCGGCAUGGACGUAUCUUCUCCCUCUCAGGAGUUGAGCCCGUCCGGUUUUGCUGCUCGUGCAAGACGUGGUUUCACACUGAGUGCUCACAGGCGCUGGUGCUGGACGAUGACAGAGAAUUGCUCGAAGAUGCAGGUCAAGGGUACAUUGUGGAAUGUUACGAUGCAUGGAAGGGCCUGGAAUUGAGUGCACUCACUCUACUGUCCUCCCUGCCCGUGGAGAGGACUCCAAGAGAGCUUGGCGCACCGCUCAGCCUCGAGAAGCUAAUAAUUCAGGCAAGGAAAAAAUGGAAUGAUGAGCAGGGAUCAACAGUGGCUCAGAUGGACAAGAUAUGCGAAUCACUGCUUGCCACCAGUGAUGCACAUGGUAAACUGUCCGUGAUAAUAAAGACGGUGCAGCAAGCGGUGGAGAAGCAGUUGCUGGAGGGAGCGACUUAUUAUUCAUCAUUUGGUGCUGUUGUUACAUGGAAUAGUGUGCAUCCCAAUGACUACGUCCAAGUCCCCGAAGACCCAAGCACCGACGAGGAAACAUCGUCGAUCCAAACAUCUCGUCAAACUACUGACAAAACAACACGUAGAACAACAUCUGCCAAGCACUACAUCAGAAGCACGCAACAGCAGUCACGAUUUUCCGAAGAAUCUUCCUCUGAAGCCAGCAAUGAAGCCGACCUUACCUACGAACACGAGCCAGAUUCUUCAUUUGAGCGUGUUCAGGAGGUUCAGGACUGGACAGCAGAGAACGAAGAGGGCUAUGCAGAGGCAGCAGGGCAGCAUGGAGACGACGAGGGGUUGGAGGUUGAAGACGCUCAAACGGAGGAGAAGAUAGAGAAUUAUUUAUCCUGCCAUGAUAUCUGGCCAUUGGCUGUGGAAGAACUCGAGACCUUGGGCGGGAAACGCUGGCUGAGUCAAUAUGUGAUUGACUACUACCUCCUCGCCCAUUGGUACCGCCUGCAUUCCACUUCUCCCAUCCGCUAUGUCGACUGCCUAUCCUUUGGUAACAAUCCUGAGCCCUUACACUCCGCCAGGGUGAUACCGAGAUACCGGGAGCGUUACUUUCUCCCCAAACUCGAAAUCCCCCUCCAGAAAGUCCUCUACUCCAUGCUCCUCAAUGCACACCACAUCCUCUACUUGCAGGACACCGAAAAUAUGAAGGUCUAUAUCUUAGGCUAUAACUCGGCAGACACUUCAGACGAAGCCGUUCACUCCAACUGGAGCACCCAGAGCGGUUUCGAGAGGUACUGCAAUGUCUGCGAGCUGAACGGGUGGUCCCACCCUAACAAUGCUGAAGCUAUUACCAUCGUCGCGGUCUGCCCAGUUCAGAACGGCUAUGACUGCGGGGUCAUCGCAAUCCAGGUCGCCAUGCGACUCUUCAACCGGCAGCUUUGCAUCCAAGUGGACGGUUCCAUCCCAGUCCCAGUCCUCCCUUGCGGCCACGGUGAGCGCAUGCGCAUUUUCCGAGAGCUCAGAUCAAUGCUCGAUGCAGCAAACAUCAAUUAUGAGGCCAAGAGAAUGGAUCCACCAGCGGAGUGGAUGACCUGGUCCCUUCAGGCUCUGGAGGCGCAGGGAACCAUCAUCGUGUAUGAGCCGCAACCUCAAGCCCGCGAUAUUCUCCGCCGUGUCAAGGACGCUUGUCCAAUGGCCCACAACAUGCUUUUGCAGACUUUACGGUGCAGAAGGUGUAUCGCCGAGGCGGCCAAGAAGCGUGACGAGCGGGAGGCACCCAUCACUCUACCGAUCCAGGGUAAUGACGAGCCUCUUGUCAGGCCAGCUUCACCCCCCACGGCGAGAACAGCGCCUCUGCUUCCCACCGUUAGGCAAUACCCUCUCCCAAAUCAAAACGUUGCAGCAGCACCCCCCAUUCCCAGUGGUCUAGCGGUCAGCAGACCAAGUGCAACCACGAGAACCUCCAACCUCAUCGGUCGUCGUGUGGUUGCGCGCGCCAUCUGUGCAGCAGAGCUCUCCACUGCAGAGUUUCAGCGUCUCGAUGCUCGCGAAGAAAACGAUUUGGUUCCCUUGCCUUCGGGAGGUUUAUGGCCUGAGCAUAACAUUCGUCAUGACCGAUAUUUCAAUGGGCCUACCAGGGAAGACAUGCACGGUUAUGAAGAUCCCAUCGCCAACUUUCCGUAUAAUGAAUUCGCACCAUUGUACGGGAAGGGAGAUCUUAUCUAUUGGCGGGACUACGGUUGGCGACUGGAAAGCAGAGCAUUGCAUCAAGUGUACCUCCCACCCCCGGUCAAGCCCGAACUUUGCGUGUUCCCCAUCGGGGUCGACCAACAGUUCGAUCCCGCACAUCGCUACGGUGAACUCACUGGCCUCCAGUCUCGCUCUAGGACUGGCCAGUCCGAGCUGAGGCAAUAUACCAGACCAAUAGAUGUCAUGGGCAUGGAGGAUAUGUUGCGAAAAACAUCACAAGGAGACUACACAUCCCGAACGCAUGACAUGUUCAUCCGAGGCGUCAGCGACGAAGAACGCCACAUCGUACUCGACCUGGAGCGCGAUUCGUAUCACGUAGAGGAGCUCACAAUGUCGGUGGAUAUUGACAGUGCAAUAUGGACCACCUUCGAGCCCAGAAUGGUGCUCUCAUGCAGUCUCCAUCUCAUGCCACCGUGGGAGAACGCGUCACCGCUCAACAUACACAACCAUGGGUACAUUCAACUUCUGCACCCUCCACCCGAGGCGCAACGUUCAGUCAGCGAUCGAACCUGGGACGCAAUUAACGUCUCCCAGAGCGCCGUCCCAAACACUAUCUUCGCAACCGUCAACCAAUGGAAAUGGAUAAUCGCUUUCCCGCGUAUGUUCCAUCGUCAUGAGCAUACCGGGGCGAGAGAGACCGUCAUACCUCAUUGGCUUCGGAUACGGUUCUGGGAAAUGGUGGUCCUUCCAGCUGUCAAGGCAUCAUUACCCUCAUGGAAGGACCCGUACUUCGAUCACAGCGUUCAGGGCUUCAUGGCCAAGUCGGCCGGCAGUAGCAGCGGCGGGGAGAAGUACAAGGGGUACCAGCGCACUGUCACCGCCACAGAGCUAGAGGCUAUCGUGAAGGAGAUGAGGCGCCUCAUGAUUUCAUUCGAUGAGGAUCCCGUACUCGGUCGAUUCGGAUCGUUCUUCUUCAUCCUGGAGGCUAGAGGGAUCAAGUUAUCCACGCAGAGCCGUUUGGAUCACAGAUCUCCCAGUGCAUGGGAACUGUUGAUGCAGGAGCACCCCCAAUUUGACUGGAAAUACAUGAGUGACCGCGGGAACGGGGAGUUCGUGGUCGAUGUAGGCGUCUCUUUCCAUCCAGCAGAGCAGCCAGACGGAGAGCCUGUCACAGGUUUAUGGAGGCUUGCACCACUUAUUGCAUCGUAUGCAGUUGCAGGGUACAAGAAGCCCAAUGUGCACCACACAGGCAUGUUCGGGCAAUAUGGAGGCAUGAGUGCUGAGAUAACGGUGGAGAGAGGUCGACGCCAACACGUCACGUUUCGCCAGAGCUACAACCUUGCAUACGAGGCGGUCAGAACCAAGGACAACCAAGGAAAGAUGUGUCGAGACGCAGAGGCAUAUGAAUACACCGCCCGAUUCAGGGAGGCUGUUGACAACAAGAUCGCCACACACGAAGAGGCUACGACGAAGUCGUGGGGAGUGCGAGAGGAGUACCGUAUGGCCUGCGAUGCUGUACCCAUGAUCAUGGAAGGACUUUUCGAUUCGGUAAGCUCCCAUCACUCUCUCGGCAUCAAACCAUCACUCACAGGAUGCAAUGGCGUAUAUCAGGCUCAAGAAUACGCCAAGUCUGGUGCCAUCAUCUGGGUCAAAUCUGACAUAUACUUCACCUGGCAAAUCAGACGGAUGAAGGAGUGGAAGGCUGUACAGAAGACGUUGCGAGACCUACGUGCUGACAACUUGGGAGUCUUGUCAGGAUUAAUCAUGCACUUCCUCCGUAUGGUUGACACGACACCAAGAUAUCUGCCCACCCAUGUAUCCCAAUCUCUCAACACUCUUAGAGUUCCAGCGCUCAUGGAGACCUACGGAACAUUAUUUCUCCGCGAUCUCGACAUCCACUGCAGUGCCCAACAUCUUCCGGCGAUUCAAUCGGAGGAUAGCCCAGAUGUGUUCAGAAGCCUGGGCAGACGUGUUGUUGUUCGGAAACGGAAGGAUAUCGAAAGCCUCCACAUUCCCGACGUGGAGCAGUAUCCCAUCGGUGAAACACCCACAUGGCCAGCGCUCAAAGAAGCGAUCGCCACCGCACCCUGGCUCAUUCUUCGACCCCUCACCUUUCAUGGCGACUGGGAUGUCAGCACUGCUGCAACCAAGCUCUUCAUCUCAUUCACGACACAGAUGUUUGUGCACCUCGACGAAUCACAGCUCGAGAAGGAUGAUAUCCCACAGCCCACGACAUUGGAGCAAGCCAUGCAAGUUUGGUCACCACAGAGCAUCUUCACCCAGAUCCACAAAGUGACCUUUCUCGCCAGCAAUUCUGGCAUUAUUGGUGUUGCUAGGGGCAGCCCCCAACCUUCCUUCGCAGAGCGCAUGGAAACCUUCUUCCCUGUGGAUCGUCAGACAAUCAAAGGGAAGUGGCGGAAUUUCAUGGAGGAAAGGAUAGACGGUUACCUCCACCAGUACUUCCACGAGAUCACUGCAUCACGAACCGAGGACGAAAGGGGUAUCAGGGGUGCACUUGUUCAGAUAUUUGCGAAUCUGCAGUGUCUCCCACGGACGACACCCACCAGCCCAUGGGUGUUGAGUGAUCACCCCAACGGAGGCGUAGAGAUCAUCACCAACCCAGUGAAGUACAGGAUUCUCGGGCUAAGCAAGCAUGCACAAGCAGGGUCUCGAGCUACUCGCCGCACAGUAACGCGUCGGAAGCCCAACUUCAUCUCUGCGCUUGCAGCAAUACAGGGACGCACUGCCCCAGCUGCAGACCGUAUAGGAAGAAAGGCGAAAGCAACUGCACAAAAGUCGAAUGCCAGGCGAAAUUGGAGAGCACCUCCCACCCGGCAACAACCCCAGCCUCAUCCUAGUUUGGAGAAUAACUCGGAGGAGGAGAGCAAUUCCUCCACAUCGAACACUGAUAGUGAAGGAGACGAAAUAGGUGGUACAGAAGAUGACAAUGAUAAUUAUGAUGACAGAGAUGAUGAGUUCCAAGACGAUGACGGGUAG
This is a messenger RNA of Stereum hirsutum FP-91666 SS1, 5664 nucleotides long. RefSeq lists its product as uncharacterized. The record is from RefSeq and is a predicted model, not a curated record. NCBI's taxonomy places the organism in Eukaryota, Fungi, Basidiomycota, Agaricomycetes, Russulales, Stereaceae. Bases 1 to 5664 code for a protein of 1887 amino acids. Gene Ontology annotation, molecular function: chromatin binding. The transcript is spliced from 12 exons.